This is a messenger RNA of Ictalurus punctatus (channel catfish), 1874 nucleotides long. RefSeq lists its product as uncharacterized. The transcript is spliced from 8 exons. The record is from RefSeq and is a predicted model, not a curated record. Bases 265 to 1014 code for a protein of 249 amino acids. NCBI's taxonomy places the organism in Eukaryota, Metazoa, Chordata, Actinopteri, Siluriformes, Ictaluridae.
AAACCCGUCCCAGCUCUAAUCACAUAUCAUUGUAUUCCUGACGCCUUCGCAUGCGAGUCACGUUUUCCGAUUUGCUGUAAGAGCAGGCAGAAUAAUCUACACACAUUUACUACAACUUUUUAACCUGGGAAAGAAUACUGCUGACUUUAUGUUCAGUGCUUACUGAUGUAUCGAAACAAGUGAUUCGGCAGACACUUGCGUACCGCGAUAUUGAAAUCGCUGAUUUCCGGGUAGGAAGGACUAAGAUAUGAUCAAGCUGGAAACAUGAGCGUGGAAUUAUACGAGUUAAAACUACCCAUCAACAAUAACGACGAAGUCGAAAGAAUGACUGAGCCAUACCCAGGAAAUGGGAGCUGCUCAAACCACAACAUACCAAAUGCCACUGAAGAGAGCCAGCUACUGUCAGAUAUACAGGUUCUUGAGAGCAAUGGAGCACACCACAUUGUGGAAAAUAUCCCAAAAGUCCUGUCGGGGCAAAGUUCUAAUACGCCUGGGACACUUAACAGAUUGAAAACGGAGCUGAAUGAAUCGGUCUGUCGGAACCUUAAAGUGUGGAUGCUCCUUCUUAUCGGCUUCAGUUUAAUCAUUCUUGUCAUCUUUCUCCCCAUUUAUUUCUGCGCAGUUAAUCAAGAGGACAUGGAUGACAAGUACAGUGUUACAGAAUUUGUGGUGCCACGCUUCUUUAAUGGAAAUUUUACACUACUCAACAAGAAUGUAACGCUAGAUGAACAAUCGCAGUCCAAUCUUACACAAAUGCUGACUCACAUCUACAGAUCCUCAUAUGCCCUGGGCCGAUACUUCUCCAUAGCCAAAGUAAAUGCACUGAGAAGCAGCAGUUCUAGUGUUGAGUAUAAGUUGACAUUCAAGAUGCCGGAAGAACACAAACAGAUAAUACGAUACACUCUGAGCAAAGAGAUGGUGUAUCAUGUGCUUCUGCAACAGCUAUAUGACCAAGAUGCUGGAGACUCACUUUACAUUGAGCCGACUUCACUCACCAUGGAAGUUGGGAGUUAAAUGAGCUGCGUUACAGCCACAGUCAUGAUGUGCAAAUUUGUACAUACUCCUGUAUAUGAUGACUACAUGACACCCUCUGGUAUGGUCAUGAAAUUCUGCAUACUGGAUCCACUGUUUUAAGAUAUUUUAUUACAUUAUUGGUUCUCAUUAACACUUCAUUGUUAAUGAUAACAUUUUCCUCAAACAGGUUCAGGGAUUCAAAGAAGUGUUUUUUGUCAGGUUUUUAAAUAGGAAGCCUAUAGCAAGUUUAUGUUUAACGUUUUGUCAUUUUCCUGCUCCUGGUCCUAACACACUUCGCUGCACUUUUGAUAUGGUCAGGAGCUCUUAUCAGACAUGUAUUGUGUUUAUCUAUUGGGUGUGGUGCUCUGCAUCUGAAGUCAAGUAAUGUUUCCAUCUGGUUCUAUUCCAUGAGAAUGUUUUGACGAGUCUCGAGUUUUAUCUCCAGUAAGAAAAUAUCGCUUUAAUAUAUUAUGGUGGUAUCUUUUUGAAUACUAAAUAUGAAUUCACUUUAUAUAUUUUUAUGUAUAUAAUUUAGUUUUCAUAUCUGUAUUUUUUUUUUUUUUUUACCAAGUGUUUGUAAGAGUCACAAGGUGGUGCUGUUGCUUCAAACGAUAUCAUGUCAGUUUCAAACGAUAUCAUGUCAAAUAGCAAAAACGUUUGCUAUUUCCCGUUGUCCCUGUGGAUGCUUUAAUUAUUUAUUAUAUAUCGUAAUAAUUUGGUUAAUGUGUUUGGACUUUUUUUUUUUGGUAAUUCAUGAUCUUGUUUUUCUUUUGCAAUAUUGUGAGCAAAUGCCAAUUAAUCAGUUUUGGAUGAAUUUUGUAUCUUUGAAAAAAUAAACAGAAGUAAAUAUUUUAAGAGCA